AUGGACCCGGCGGCGGAGCCCCUGCUGCCGCAACCGGCAACCGCCGUCGACAACCUCGGCCGCCCAGUAUCCCUCCGCACCUCCGGCCGCUGGCCCGCCGCGCUCUUCAUCAUCGGAGUGGAGAUCUCGGAGCGGUUCGCCUACUCUGGCAUCUCGGGGAACCUCAUCACCUACCUCACCGGCCCACUCGGCCAGUCCACGGCGUCGGCCGCCGCGGCCAUCAACGCCUGGAGCGGCGCCGCGCUUCUGCUGCCGCUGCUCGGUGCCGCCGUCGCAGACUCCUGGCUCGGCCGCUACCGCACUGUACUCUGCGCCUCCCUCCUCUACAUCCUGGGUCUGGGCAUGCUCACACUAUCAUCAGUUCUUGCGCCACAACAACCAGCACAAUUUGGAGGCCACGUGGAUUCUACUGUAUCCUCGACUUCGACUAUUCAUUUAUCUUUCUUCUACCUCUCCCUCUAUAUGGUGGCCUUUGCUCAGGGUGGGCACAAACCUUGCGUGCAAGCGUUUGGGGCAGACCAAUUUGACGAGAACGAUCCUGAAGAAUGUGCCUCAAGGAGUUCCUUCUUUAAUUGGUGGUACUUUGGGACAUAUGGAGGCAGUAUUGUUACAGUUUCAAUCUUGAACUACAUUCAAGAUAACAUAAGCUGGGAGUUUGGGUUUGGAAUACCUUGCAUCGUUAUGUCACUUUCUCUUGUGGUUUUCUGGCUUGGAACCAAGACAUACCGAUUUUAUCCUGUAAGAAGUGGUGGUAGUCUAUUUGGGAAGGUUGGCAAACACCUUCUAUCAUCCAUUAGAGUCUGGCAUGCAUCAUGGAAUUCAAAAUCAUCUGAUGAUCUUAACUGCAUUCCAACAUCGUCAUCCAACAGAGUCAAGGAUAAUGCAGAAAUGACAUGUUUUCCUGACGAAGCCAAGGCAGUUCUGAAGUUGUUUCCAGUAGGGGCAUCCUGCCUGAUUUAUGCAGUUGUUUUUGCCCAGUGGAUGACGUUGUUCACUAAACAAGCAAGUACACUAGAUAGGUGGAUAGGUAGCUUCCAGGUUCCAGCUGCUGCCUUACAAAGCCUGAUCAGUGUGUCGAUCGUCAUCUUUGUUCCCAUAUAUGACCGUAUCCUUGUUCCACUAGCCAGGAAGUACUCAAAGAACCCUCGCGGUAUCACAUCCUUGCAAAGGAUUGGAACUGGACUAUUCAUCUCCGUGAUCUUGAUGGUUGUUGCGGCCCUUGUGGAGAUGAGAAGGCUCAGGAUAGCUAGAGACUAUGGCCUAGUGGACAAACCUGGAGCGACGAUUCCGAUGAGCUUUUGGUGGGUGGUGCCUCAGUUUGUUCUGACUGGCUUGGCGGACAUAUUUCUGAUGGUCGGCUUACAAGAAUUUUUCUACGACCAAGUGCCAGAUGGCCUGCGCAGUUUGGGUGUCGCCUUAUACCUGAGCAUAUUUGGAGUUGGGAGCUUCAUCAGUAGCCUUCUGGUGUAUGCAAUUGACAGGGUAACAAGUGCCAGCGGAGACAGCUGGUUCUCGGACAAUCUAAACCGAGGUCAUCUUGAUUAUUUUUACUGGCUUCUGACCGUGCUCAGCGUUCUUGGGCUGGCUGCAUACCUGCACUUCUCGCAAGUGUAUGUCCACAAGAGAAAGGGCAUUUCAGUGCAGUGAAGGUAUGCGUGAUGCAUUCGACGGAAGAUGUCUUGGAGGCUCGGCGCUUGCUUAGGCUGUUGCACAUCACCAGACAGAUUGUCUGCAUGGACGCUGCAUUGCUUCAAUCAGGCAGAGGUGAGAUUUUUUGUUCUGAAGCGGCUGUAGCUGUCUUGGGUAACUUGUACAAGGUGAAUUAAGCCUUGAAAGUGAAAGGGAACCUCAAAAAAGAAGCGCCAUUGGUAAAGUGAAAGGCAAUCUAAAAAAAAAGGUGAAAGUGAAAUGCAAUCUCGUUUCCUUGUAAACUGGACGGCCGAACAACCGCAAAUAAUUGCGCAGGAGACUAAACUAUUCCCGCUA
This is a messenger RNA of Lolium rigidum, 1986 nucleotides long. Its product is annotated as protein NRT1/ PTR FAMILY 5.10-like. Gene Ontology annotation, molecular function: transmembrane transporter activity. Gene Ontology annotation, biological process: transmembrane transport; oligopeptide transport. Gene Ontology annotation, cellular component: membrane. The coding region runs from base 1 to 1647 and encodes 548 amino acids. The transcript is spliced from 4 exons. Lineage: Eukaryota; Viridiplantae; Streptophyta; Magnoliopsida; Poales; Poaceae. The record is from RefSeq and is a predicted model, not a curated record.